UUCACCAUCAUCAGAACCCAAAACAAAUUCAUCAAUAAUAACCAAUUUCUAUAAACCAUUUUAGAGAUGGAGUCAACCGGAAAGGUGAAGAAGGGAGCCGCAGGAAGGAAGGCCGGCGGUCCAAGGAAGAAGGCGGUGACCCGUUCCGUCAAAGCCGGUCUUCAGUUCCCGGUCGGUAGAAUCGGCCGGUUUUUGAAGAAAGGUCGUUAUGCUCAACGUGUUGGAUCCGGUGCACCAGUCUACCUUGCUGCUGUCCUUGAGUACCUAGCAGCAGAAGUGUUGGAGUUGGCUGGAAAUGCGGCAAGGGACAACAAGAAGAACAGAAUAAUCCCGAGACAUGUGUUGUUGGCCAUUAGGAAUGAUGAGGAGCUUGGAAAGCUUUUGGCUGGAGUUACGAUUGCUCACGGUGGUGUUUUGCCGAAUAUUAACCCGAUUCUUUUGCCCAAGAAGACUGCCGCUAAAGAACCUAAGUCUCCAUCGAAAGCUACCAAAUCUCCCAAGAAAGCGAAAUAGUUUAGUUAGAUAUGUGCUUUGUUUAUGAUUGUUGGUUUUAGUGUAGUUUAUUAUGUGAUCAGAUGAAUGAAACCACUUGUUUCUUUUUUUUGGGUACUUUAUUGUGUUAAGUGAGAUUCACUAUGUAAUUGAACGAUUGUUGGUUGUUUUG
Messenger RNA from Helianthus annuus (common sunflower), 664 nucleotides. Its product is annotated as histone H2A. The coding region runs from base 67 to 513 and encodes 148 amino acids. Gene Ontology annotation, molecular function: protein heterodimerization activity; structural constituent of chromatin; DNA binding. The transcript is spliced from 2 exons. Lineage: Eukaryota; Viridiplantae; Streptophyta; Magnoliopsida; Asterales; Asteraceae. Gene Ontology annotation, cellular component: nucleosome. The record is from RefSeq and is a predicted model, not a curated record.